Molecule: messenger RNA, 384 nt
Organism: Drosophila innubila
Lineage: Eukaryota; Metazoa; Arthropoda; Insecta; Diptera; Drosophilidae
Product: cuticle protein 4.9-like
Exons: 1
Coding region: 36-293 (85 amino acids)
Source: RefSeq, a predicted model, not a curated record
AACCAAGCAAAAAAAACCAAAACCAAUCCAACAAGAUGUUCAAGUUUAUCGUCCUCGCCGUUCUCGCUCUGGUUGCCUGUGUUGCCGCCAAGCCAGGAAUUGUGGCACCACUGGCCUACUCUGCACCCUAUGUGGCAUCUCCCUACGUGGCAUCUCCAUACGUGGCAUCCCCAUAUGUGGCAUCUUCCUAUGUGGCAUCCCCGUAUGUGGCAUCUCCAUAUGUGGCAUCCCCAUAUGUGGCAUCACCCUACACCGCCGCCUACAGCGCUGCCCCACUGCUGCUGAGGAAAUAGAUAAGCCAAGAAACAUACAACCACCCGGAAAGAUUGACUCUCUGAAUGAAUAUAAACAAAUAAAAAAAAAACUGCAUCAAAUGAAACUCAA